AUGGACCCCCCAGCCGACCCCAACUAUCCGUGGUGGCAUAAACAUGGCUACAUUACGGACAUAUACUUGGAAAUGCCCUACAGGGAUGCUACGAUGUCUGUCGAUAUUCAUGGGAACGAAAUUGACCCAAAGGAACAUACCACUGUUCACUUCUUUGAGAACCUCUUCAACCGAGUAAUUUUUCAUCACCCUCGUUAUUUUGUUAAUUCACAAGUUCCGCCCGCAUCAAAGAAGGGCAGCGAAAAAGCAUGCGACAUUGCUGUCAAGUAUGCGGACGGCAAUUUGCGACAGAGAAUCUUCUGCUUCGCGGAGGCAAAGCGCGCAAAGAGCAAUACGCAAGCCAAGAUUCAGGACCUGGAACGGCAGGCACUCGGCUACUGCGUCGACUAUCUUGACGCAAACAGCGAGAUCAACCUUGUCUUCGCCUGUACGCUCGUUGGUGCGUCCUUGCGGUGCUGGUCGUUUCAUCGUGGCGACGACUACUUUCGACCAUUUUGGGGCGACAUCCGCCCUUCGUACUCGCAGUACCUUGACGUCGGUGUCGACGCCAACGUGGCCGAACUCGACCGCGCGUUCAACUUCAUGAGGAAUAUGUCGCUGGACGGCAUCAUGCCGGCUGGGCUGGAGUUCCACGACGUGGGACGGGCCGCACCCAGCCUUAGCGCAAAUAUUAGCGCGUCUCGCGGGGUAGGCAUGGCUGGCAAUUUUCACUCUGUUGGUUUCACGCCGGAGGAAACUGUUUACGCCGGGACAGAGGCGGGCUCCGCCUUUUUGGGUGGAGAAUUGGCCUCUGGCGUGGACGACAUACAGCCCAUGGAACUCGACGCGGUUGGCAGUGCCAGUGCGGAACCCCCUAUCCGACGUGCAACAGCCAAAGAGCAAAAGCAGUUCACGCCAGACAAUUACGUUUCUCUGUCGGUGCAUCGACGGGGAAGAACGACUGCAGACACAUCAUUUCGACUGCAGCCUGGGAAGGGGGAUGCAAUGAACAAAAGGGGAUCGGAACUGGAGCAGGUCAUUUGCAGCACAGACAGCGGCGACCAUUAUUGCUGGGUCUAUGUAGGCAAGAGCUCUCGCAGAUGCUAUUGGACGUGGACAUUGGACGUGGAUGAAAGGGGCAAGCAGGUCAUGCCCUCUACAAUCUAG
Sporothrix brasiliensis 5110 is the source of this 1146-nucleotide messenger RNA. RefSeq lists its product as uncharacterized. The transcript has a single exon. NCBI's taxonomy places the organism in Eukaryota, Fungi, Ascomycota, Sordariomycetes, Ophiostomatales, Ophiostomataceae. The record is from RefSeq and is a predicted model, not a curated record. The coding region runs from base 1 to 1146 and encodes 381 amino acids.